CCGCGGCCGGGGCGAGGGGGGGGCUUCUCCCUCCCGGGCUAGCCCGUGGCUAGGGGUGGCCCUGGCUCGACAUGAAUACCUUGGAAAAGAGGAAUGAAACCUCUCUCCGAAUGGCUGGCCUUCUGGAACUAUCCCCUUGACUGAAGACCAAGAGCCUACCUGAGGGUGCAGCCCAGCCCAGAGGUUCCAACCGCCCUUGUUCCUCCAGCACCAGGGUAAUCUCCACUGCCGGGUGUUUGGCAGCCAGGCCUUUCUGAAACCCUGUUAGUUGAUCCUUGGCUCACCUCUCUGCCAUGGCUUCUGGAGGGGAGGGUCUGGCUGAUGGCUUCCCUGACUGGGGUGACACCAGCAUCGAUCUCAGCUCGCCAGGCCUCGCCAAGGCCAGCGCCUCCAUCCUGGACAAUGGGGAGGACUUCGAAGUCCUCAAUGAGGAUGACGACGAUGACGACUUGAGUGAACUCCCCCCUUUGGAGGACAUAGGGACAGGAAGGACCCCACCAGCCAGAGAUGACACCCAGGUGCCUGAGUCAGAGCAAGCCCCAGAGGUGGCCUCCAACAUGCCCCAGGCAGCUGAGGAGUGGCUUGAUGUCUUGGGGAGUGGCUUACUCAAGAAGAAGACCCUGGUGCCUGGUCAAGGCGUGGAGAGCCGGCCACGCAAAGGCCAGGAUGUCACUGUCCGACUCAAGGCGAUGCUGGAGGAUGGCAGCGUGGUGGAGGACAAUCCCAGCCUCUCCUUCACCUUGGGAGACUGUGACGUCAUGCAGGCCCUAGACCUGUGUGCACAGCUGAUGGAAAUGGGAGAAACUGCCUUGAUCAUGUCGGAUGGCAAGUACUGCUUCGGCCCGCAGGGCAGGAGCCCCGACAUCCCGCCCCACGCAGCCCUCACCCUGGAAGUUCAGCUGCUGGCCGUGCAGGACGCUCCUGAUCUGGAGCUCCUCCGUGGGAGUGAGAAAAUCCAGCUGGCCAAUCGCAAGCGGGAAACCGGGAACUUCUACUACCAGCAGGCAGACUAUGUGCUGGCCAUCAACUCCUACGACAUUGCCCUGAAGACCAUUGACUCCAGCUCCAAAGUCGACUAUAGCCCGGAGGAGGAGGCUGAGCUGCUGGAGGUGAAGAUGAAAUGCCUCAACAACCUGGCAGCUUCUCAGCUCAAGCUGGACCAUUAUGAGGCUGCCCUGAGAUCCUGCACCCAAGUCCUGGAGCACCAGCCGGAGAACAUCAAGGCCCUCUUCCGCAAGGGGAAGGUGCUGGCACAGCAGGGAGAGUACAGCGAGGCUAUACCCCUCCUCAAAGCAGCUUUGAAGCUGGAGCCAUCAAACAAGACCAUCCAUGCGGAGCUGUCCAAGUUGGUGAAGAAACACGUGGAGCAGAAGAACGUGGAGACCGCAAUGUACAGGAAGAUGCUGGGGAACGCCAGCACCACCAGCACCGCUGCACCGUGCAAAGACAAGGCGCCCCGGUCUAUUCCCUGGAAGUGGCUCUUCGGCGCAACAGCUGUAGCACUCGGUGGCGUGGCCUUGUCCGUCGUCAUAGCCGCAAGGAACUAGCGUAGUCUGCGGAGAGGCCCAAGGAGCUGUGCCACGCCCCAGUCUGCUCACCAACUGCCCCGGCACAUCCGGACCUGCCCCGGUGAGGACUGUCUGAUUUUCUCCCCCUGGAGCGGAGCUGGGGCUCUGUGCAUCGCUCCCCUUCCCCUACCCACUGAUUGUAAAUCACAGACUCAACCUCCUCUGCCUGAGGGUCCUGGCCAGCAGCAGUUGCAGCGACACCUUUGCAGCAGGACGGGGCGUGGGUGGAGAGGUGGCAGGCCAGGUGGAGAUGCCCAGGGCGGGUGAGCCCUCUGCGUGUGGGAUGAAGAGCCCAGCAUCUCUGCACCUUGACUGCUGGUUCGUCAUUGUCCUACCCCGCAGAACCUGCGACCUGGUG
Molecule: messenger RNA, 1926 nt
Organism: Gopherus flavomarginatus (Mexican gopher tortoise)
Lineage: Eukaryota; Metazoa; Chordata; Testudines; Testudinidae
Gene: FKBP8
Product: FKBP prolyl isomerase 8
Exons: 10
Coding region: 294-1547 (417 amino acids)
Molecular function (GO): protein binding; peptidyl-prolyl cis-trans isomerase activity
Source: RefSeq, a predicted model, not a curated record